Zingiber officinale is the source of this 966-nucleotide messenger RNA. Its product is annotated as resuscitation-promoting factor RpfA-like. The transcript has 4 exons. The record is from RefSeq and is a predicted model, not a curated record. Lineage: Eukaryota; Viridiplantae; Streptophyta; Magnoliopsida; Zingiberales; Zingiberaceae. The coding region runs from base 1 to 966 and encodes 321 amino acids.
AUGUGGCACUCAAGGCCCGUCUCCGGGAACUGGAACCCCCUUCAUCUUCCACAGCUCGAAGGCCUGGACUCCUCUCUGCAUGCCGCGGGGAAUCAGCGGCCUCCGCUGGGCCCUUUCUCACGCCGCAUUCAACAAGCUGCGGGCAUUGAGGCGGCCUUAAAGGCGAUGGUGAAGCCCAAACCGGCCAAUCUGCUGUGGGUGGAAACCACCUGCGAGCUCGGUGGGAAGCUUGCCGGCCCGGCUUCAAUCUUUUCGGUAGACUUUCGCGGGCCAGGCGGUGUCUCGGGGCGAGUGACUGGGCUGCGCGGAGGCUACCCAGACAAGGACGCCAUGGCGAAAGCUGUUGCUGAGUUACGGAGCUGUUGGCGGGGUGAGACAAGCCUUGAGCAAGGUUAUUUGCGCGCAGCACUUCCCGCCACUUGCCUGGCCCGGGAAUUGCCGCAGGACACCUUCCCCUCCUUCGAGGCGGAUGACGGGCUCUUCUUCCAAGCUGCUCCUCCUCCUGCUGCCGCUCCAACCCCCGUAGAGGUGUCUCCCCAGUAUCUUCCUGCCGCCAUCCCCGAAGCUUCUGAAGCCCUUGCCCCUCCUCCUGCUGAACCAGCCGACCCGGCUUCCCCUCGGUCGGCUCCUGAUAACCUGUCUCCUCCUCCGAAUGUAGUCCUGCUUAUCUCCGAUUUCCCCUGCGAUCCGACAAUUGUGCCGCGCCCCCCCCUAUGCCAUCCCCUCCUUCGAGGGGAAUUGCCGCAGGACACCUUCCCCUCCUUCGAGGCGGAUGACGAGCUCUUCUUCCAAGCUGCUCCUCCUCCUGUUGCCGCUUCAACCCCCGUAGAGGUGUCUCCCCAGGAUCUUCCUGUCGCCAUCCCCGAAGCUUCUGAAGCCCUUGCCCCUCCUCCUGCUGAACCAGCCGACCCGGCUUCCCCUCGGUCGGCUCCUGAUAACCUGUCUCCUCCUCCGAAUGUAGUGUAA